Messenger RNA from Rodentolepis nana, 579 nucleotides. NCBI's taxonomy places the organism in Eukaryota, Metazoa, Platyhelminthes, Cestoda, Cyclophyllidea, Hymenolepididae. The record is from the annotation of a GenBank genome assembly.
AUGCCCGCAUCAAAAGACAGACACUAUGACUAUAGGAGUGGACAUCGAAGAUCCUCCAGCAAGCGCCAUCGUCGCACCAAGAGUCAUUCCACCCUUCCUCGACGCAAAAGAUCUUCCAGUCCUUCCAAGCUUAGCUUAAUAGCCGGUGGAAAAUAUGCGGAAUAUAGUCCACGAGGAAUUGGGAAAAAUCGUGGGACAGAUCUGUUCAUCGCAAAUGGUUCUAUUUAUGCUGUGAAGGUGGAACCUGUGUCUAUCGUUGAUUGUAUUAAGCUCCGUAGGAUUAACCCUGUAAUUAAACCAGACAUUCGAGAAGAGGAAAAUUCCUUCAAAAUGAAAUCCACCACUUCCUGCUACAUAGAGCCUGUAAAUUCAAUUAGGCCUUUCAGGGGGGACAGUACUCUAAACGGUGGAAUUUUUGGUGUCGACAGCGACAGCACUCUGACAAACUCCAACCUCAUUAGCGAUGAAUCAGAUCGCACCAACGUGGGUGAUAAUUUUACAACCAAAUUAAAUGAUAUCAUAUUGAGAAUGGAAAGUACUAUAAACAUGGAUGACGAAUCGCGAUAUAUUAUGGAGUAA